GCCUGGGCCCGGUGCCGGGCCCCCGCCCCCCGCCGGGCCUUAGUAGCAACAUCUCCCACUCCGGCGCUGAGGAUCACGCUGGAAAUCGCGGGAGCCGAGAGUGGUGAGCUCAAGAGGAGAUCCAAGUGGCACAACAAUGAUCAGAGACCUUACUGGGAGUGAACAGCCUCUGGCUGGAUAGGGGCCUUUGGGCUGGACUGUCUGGUGCCCCCAUGGAGGCGGGAGGCCCUGGAUCGAACAAUAUGAAGCCCCAGUCACUACAGCUGGUGCUGGAGGAGCAAGUACUGGCGCUACAGCAGCAGAUGGCAGAGAACCAAGCCACGUCCUGGCGGCAGCUGAAGAACUCCCAGGAGGCCCAGCAGAGGCAAGCAGCUCUCGUGAGGAAGCUGCAGGCCAAGGUGUUGCAAUACCGGACCUGGUACCAAGAGCUGGAGAAGCGGCUGGAAGCCUCUGGGGGACCGAUCUCUCAGAGAUGGGAAAGCAUGGAGGAGCCGAGUCUGGAGCAGCUGCUGGUCCGAUUGGAGGAGGAGCAACAGAGGUGUGAGAGUCUAGCAGAGGUGAACACCCAGCUUCGACUACACAUGGAAAAAGCUGACAUGGUGAAUAAAGCGCUUCGGGAAGAUGUGGAAAAACUGACAGUGGACUGGAGCCGAGCCCGGGAUGAGCUAAUGAGGAAGGAGAGCCAGUGGCAGAUGGAGCAGGAGUUCUUCAAGGGCUACCUGAAAGGGGAGCACGGUCGCCUUCUUGGUCUGUGGCGGGAGGUGGUGACCUUCCGACGCCACUUCCUGGAAAUGAAGUCAGCCACUGACAGAGAUCUGACGGAGCUCAAGGCUGAGCAUGUGAGGCUUUCAGGGUCCCUGUUGACCUAUUGUCUGCGCUUGACUGUGGGUGCCCGGUCUCGAGAACCUGGUGCAUCUGGGAGACUGGAUGGGAGUGAGCCAACCCAGCUGCUGCUUCUACUAACCAAGACCCAGGAGCUGGAAAAGGAAGCCCAUGAAAGGAGCCAGGAGUUAAUACAGCUGAAGAGUCAAGGGGAUCUGGAGAAGGCUGGGCUACAGGAUCG
Hyaena hyaena (striped hyena) is the source of this 1063-nucleotide messenger RNA. Its product is annotated as centrosome-associated protein CEP250-like. The record is from RefSeq and is a predicted model, not a curated record. The transcript is spliced from 7 exons. The annotation marks the transcript as partial. Gene Ontology annotation, biological process: cilium assembly. NCBI's taxonomy places the organism in Eukaryota, Metazoa, Chordata, Mammalia, Carnivora, Hyaenidae.